CUCAAUUUAUAAAUUACAGUUUGUUCGGAUUUAUAUUUUCUAGAUAUAAGUUUAACAGAAGCAUAAUUUUAAUAUGCAAAACUCAGAAGAUCACAAUAUUCCACUCCUUGAGGAAAUUAUCUACCCAGAUGUGGAACCGGGUAUAAUAAAUCGAUCUAUGAUUGAAACAUGUUAUUUAGAGGACGCCCACCGAGGCGAGGAGCGUCGAUUACACCAGUUAGAGCCCGUAGUCUUGGAUAAAAUUGAAUCAAUACGUAUGGAGUUCAAAAAGGGCGAAUAGAACUUUGAAGACCCUGAUAACAAAAUUUUCUGGAGGUGACCAUAGGAAUGAUGACCUGCGGAUCUUUCACCUAGCAAUGAACAUCGGCUUCCGCUGGAUACAUUUAAGUAUUCCUAACGAGAGGACGAGAAUCAACUCAGGACUUAAAGAGUUCGGUGGAGAGUGCCUCCAAAAAGGACGAAGUUAUCGUGAUCAUGCUACGCAACAUGGAGAAAGUUGCUUAUAAGAGCCAUUAGCAAUGAUAUCUACUGCUAAAGAAGUCAAUAUAGUGUUUGAUGAAAGCACAUGUAUAAGCUGGCCGAAUAAAAGAUAUGGACAUUGUGAAUCCCUCAGAGCCUGCCACGUUUUUGUAGUUGUAAUAU
Drosophila hydei is the source of this 642-nucleotide messenger RNA. RefSeq lists its product as uncharacterized. The record is from RefSeq and is a predicted model, not a curated record. The transcript has 2 exons. Lineage: Eukaryota; Metazoa; Arthropoda; Insecta; Diptera; Drosophilidae. The coding region runs from base 74 to 280 and encodes 68 amino acids.